Messenger RNA from Neocloeon triangulifer, 1857 nucleotides. RefSeq names its product luciferin 4-monooxygenase-like. Bases 96 to 1715 code for a protein of 539 amino acids. The record is from RefSeq and is a predicted model, not a curated record. The transcript has 11 exons. Lineage: Eukaryota; Metazoa; Arthropoda; Insecta; Ephemeroptera; Baetidae. Gene Ontology annotation, molecular function: CoA-ligase activity.
AAGUAGUAAAAACAAGAAAUCUUCUCGAAAGGAGAGUCAUUAACACGCCUCUUGCUGCUCGAUUCUCAUAGGCUAAGGACAGAACGGCGCUCGAAAUGGAGUAUAUCUUUGAAUCAUCAUACAAAGCAAAAGUCUCAGACGUGCCGAAUGAGCUUAUUUUUGACUAUGUUUACAAGAGGCUGUGUGCGGCGGGGAUGGAAAAAUCCACCAAGCCAUGGGUGAUUGACGCGAGCACAGGAGUUGAAGUGAAAUUUUGCGACAUCGAGCCGCAGUCCAGGAAAAUAGCCAGCGCUCUGACCCGUCUCGGUUUCACCAAGGGCGACAAAUUGCAUUUCGGGACCUUUGAAACAGCCCAGCUUUAUCUGGUGCAACUUGCUGUCUGGCGACUCGGUGGAACAGUCAGAGGUUGUUUCCAAAAUGAGUCCACAGAUGAAUUUGUUAGGCAAAUUAGUGAAACUAAAGCAAGAUUCAUUCUGGGCGACGAUGAAACUUUGCCAACCUUCAAAAAGGUGAUUCCAAAAUUGGACUGGCCAGCACAGCUGAUAGUUUUCAGCAAACAAGACAUUGACGACGCUGUCAGCGUGGACAAAUUACUACAGGACGAUGGCUCAGCAUUCCCGGAAAAUGUCAAUCUAGACCCAGACGACAGUAUCUUAAUUGUAAACACUAGUGGCAGUACAGGUUUACCUAAGGGAGUUGUUCACACGCACAAAUCAGUCAUCGCUUGUCUAUUCAUCAAAAAAACUGUCAACUUCUUUGAAAACGCGGUGAUGACACCCAUGAGCAACUACGCACACGCCGUUUACAUCGCCACGCUGGGGUCGAUAGCAAAUGCUUCCCAGGUCAUCCACCUUGGGAAAUUUGAGAGGGAAAACUACUUUGAUAAUUUAAUGAAAUACAAGCCCGCUAGCGUGGUCAUGUACCCUUUUGUAGCAACCUGGUUUGCCCGACAUGAAAAACUGGACACCCUUGACCUGAGUUUCCUGAAGACCAUUAUGGGUGGUGGAGCCAUCAUUGACCCGACAACAAUUGAAAUUCUCGCCAAAAAGCUGCCAGGCGUCAGGUUGAAACAAAUGUAUGGCAUGUCAGAGGCAAGCUUUGUGGCAAACACAGAAGACGUUCCAAAUAUUAUUAUUGCACAGAACGAAGGGGAGCAGUGGGUAUCAACUGGUAAACUGACCCCAGGAGUCAGGGCAAAAAUUGUCGACAUAAACACUGGCGAGAGCCUUGGCCCUGGCAAGAAGGGCGAAAUAAAAAUACAAUCCAUCAUGCUCAUGAAAGGCUACCUCUCCAAGGACUCGCCUACUCCGAUCAGGCCUAACAUCGACAAGGAUGGCUGGUUGAGCACCGGGGAUGCAGGAUUUUUUGAUGAGGACGGACACAUUUUUAUCACCGAGAGGCUCAGCUUUGUUUUCAAAUACUUGAUGUACUUUGUUUCACCUUCGGAGAUAGAGUCGGUAUUGCAAAAGCAUGAGAGGGUGUUUGAAGUAGGGGUGGUCGGAGUUCCACACCCUGAGAGCACCUGCCUGGCCAGGGCAUUUGUCGUCCGCAAAGGAGACGUUACUGAGAAGGAAUUGUGCGACUUAGUGGCCAGCAGGUUGCCAACCUACAAGCAUUUGCACGGUGGUGUCCGGUUUGUGGAUUCGCUGCCCGUAAGCAAGGGAGGGAAGUUGGACAGGGCUGCGUUGAAGCAGAUCGCCAUCGACAUGAAUUAAAUGUUCGAAAUCUUGAUAAAAAAGGGGGUAGCAAAAAAUUCUUAUUUACGUUUGUUGCUUUACAAUAAUUAUGUCAUAAGUUUUACUUGCAUGUUGCAUGUUUUAUUUUUAAUGUUUGAUUAGUGGCAAUAAACUUAUUUAA